GUCAUUUUUGCGUGGGUGAACUUGAUGACAGCGGGAAGCCGAGCUGGGCGUCUGGCUAUAACCUUCAUGUAUUUAAUCACAACGCUUGCACCGGCUCCGAGCGAACAGGCUCUCAUCAAUAAGAUGCUACCCAAAGAACUGAUUUUGAUUUUCUCUUAUUUGGAUAUGAAAACGCUAUGUCGAUGUGCGCAAACAUGCCGUUUAUGGAAUGUGCUCGCACUUGACGGUUCCAAUUGGCAACGGGUCGAUUUAUUCACCUUUCAGAAGGAUGUCAAGGCAGCUACCGUUGAGAACUUGGCUCGUCGUUGUGGUGGUUUCCUGAAAAAACUUUCACUCAAAGGAUGUGAGAAUAUACAGGAUUCGGCGUUACGGUCUUUCACAGCUAAAUGUGCCAAUAUCGAACAUCUCAGUUUGUACAAAUGUAAACGAGUGACAGAUGCAACUUGCGAAAAUCUCGGAAGACAUUGUCAUAAAUUGGUUCAUUUGAAUCUAGAAAAUUGUACAGCAAUUACCGAUCGAGCCCUUAGGUAUAUAAGUGAUGGAUGCUCAAAUCUGCAGUAUUUGAAUAUCAGCUGGUGUGAUAAUAUCCAAGACAAGGGUGUUCAAAUGAUACUAGCUGGUUGCAAAGGUCUCACAACCCUGAUUAUGAAAGGAUGCGAGGGUUUGACCGAGCAAGUUUUUGCUAAUUCAAUCGAUAACAUGAAAAACUUGGAAGUGAUCAAUUUGCUAUCAUGUUUCGCGAACGAUGAAACAGUAUCACAUAUUUCUCGCGGCAGUCCUCAUCUACAGUAUCUAUGUUUGUCAAACUGUACACAAAUCACCGAUCGAUCAUUGAUUUCAUUAUCACAAGGUUGCAAAAUGAAUUUCAGAGACAUCGAGCUGUCUGGUUGCAGUCUGCUUUCGGAUGCAGGUUUCACACAGCUGGCUAGGCACUGUAAAAAUUUAGCGCGUAUGGAUUUGGAAGAUUGCAGUCUCAUUACGGAUGCCACGAUUCACUCGCUUAGCACCAAUUGUAGUAAUCUGUCAGAAUUGAGCCUUUCACAUUGUGAGCUAAUCACGGACGAGUCAAUUCAUUGCCUUUGUACCAACAACAAGGAGAAGUUGCAGGUUUUGGAACUGGACAACUGCCCGCAGAUUACCGACUCGGCUCUUUCACACAUGCGGCACGCGAAGGCGUUGAAGCGUAUCGACCUCUACGAUUGUCAGAACGUUUCAAAGGAAGCCAUUCAGAGAUUCAAGCAUCAUCGACCGCACGUAGAAAUCCAUGCCUACUUCGCUCCAGCCACACCACCGGCUAAUCCAUCUACAGCCCGUGCAGGUAUCAGCAUUUCUUUAAUAGGUAUUAAUAUAUGA
Haemonchus placei is the source of this 1353-nucleotide messenger RNA. The record is from the annotation of a GenBank genome assembly. Lineage: Eukaryota; Metazoa; Nematoda; Chromadorea; Rhabditida; Trichostrongylidae.